This is a messenger RNA of Oikopleura dioica, 2145 nucleotides long. NCBI's taxonomy places the organism in Eukaryota, Metazoa, Chordata, Appendicularia, Copelata, Oikopleuridae. The record is from the annotation of a GenBank genome assembly.
AUGGUUGAUGUAAUAGGACACGAGUCCUUGCGAUUCUGGGAUAGGUCUGGCGCUUGCAACAGUUUAACUGGUCUUAAGCAUUUUUGGGAACAGCGGAAAGACAGGAUCCUGUUGAGCCAGGCGCUCAAAAAGGACUCCGUUCUUUUCCGAUUUGCCAGCCAAGUAAUCUAUGAUCUGAUUGAAGAAUCAUCUAGCGAAGAAGCUGCUGUCGCAGGCGACCCGCACCAGUAUGGCUACAAAGCAUCCAAGCAAAUCCAUCUCUGUUCAGACUCGAUACACUUAUUGCUACUAAAGCCGUGGGAUUUUAUUUGUAGAUUACGGAUAGGACCUACGUUUGAGCGCCAAGUAAUGAACCUCAAGUGUUUUCAAAAGAUUCCGUAUUCGACAGAGUCGCUCUUGUCGCGAAUAAUUCGUUGCUCCAAUGUCAAAUUCGGCGCUGAGCUGGUUGAAUUCGUUCUUUACCGGCCCGACCAGUCUUACUACGAGUUCGGGCUGGGACAGACGUCCGAGUGUCGAUGCCUUGGCGAGACAUGUCUAAUGAUUCAAAACUUCGACAAGGCGAAAGCAAAGCUCGACCAACGUCGAGAGUCAUACAAGAUCAAACCAUCUGAAGCUGACGCUAGACCACGACGAGUAUCAGCACCGAACAUCACUGUUGCUCCUGCUCAAAAAGUUCGUCGCCCGUCACUUAUCUCAAACGGAAUGGCACCUUUGAAGCAGUUGCUUUCUGUAAAGAAUCUUCCAGCUCGCUGCCCAACUCGAGCAGAUCCCAACGAGCGCGACGAAUCUGGCGUCACACCGCUGAUGCUUCUGUGCUAUCAUCGGAUGGUGUGCGCGCCCAUCGCCAAGAUCCUGCUGGAGGCUCACGCCGACCCCAACCUUUCUACUAAAAAAGGAAACACGGUGCUUGAUGCUCUUUUUCGACCGCGCAAUGUCGUUUCGCAGUCGUGGGACGGUGUUCAAACACUCAAGCUCCUCAUUCGCCACGGGCUCAACCGUGAAAUUUUGUCCAAAUGGAGCAUCAAAAUAAAACAUGUCCGCUACUUAUCGCCACAACAAAUAAAGAUAUUUGAAGAUAUUUUUAGACAAUCACUUCUAAUGGCUCGUGCGAUUCAUCUCAAGCGCUUUGCCAAGUUUUCCGACAAUGCAAUCAAAAUCGCCAUUAACGGACUCUACAAACACAACAACAGCGCGGGCAUUGUCGAUUUGGACUGCCAUCCGGCAACGAGGCAACUGGAAAAGUCACUAGAAUACAAUCUUAGCGGUGGAAAAAUGUCUCGUGGUAUGAUUGCUUCCCAGGUGUUUCUUUUGACGGCAGACGAUUCGAGAGUGUCUGAAGAAGAUGCGCUUGUCCUCGGUUGGGCAAUGGAAUGCUUACAGACAUGCUUUCUCGUCGUCGAUGAUGUGAUGGAUUCAUCUGUCACUCGAAGAGGAAGGCCUUGUUGGUACAAAAACCCUAACGUAGGGUUGAUGGCAAUUAACGACGCUCUCUCUAUCGAGAUGUGUGUCUAUCUUCUUUUGCGUUCCUUGCCGAGCUAUGUUCCUGUAGAAAAGCUAGUGGAGCUUUUUGAAUGGGCAACAAUCAUUACUGAAAUGGGUCAGACGUUAGACAUGCAGAAUUCCGAGUGCUCCGACGUGGAUCUUUCUCGCUUCACCGAAGAAACCUACAGUGCCAUUGUCAAAUACAAAACCUCAGUCUACUCAUUCUAUCUUCCAAUUGCGAGCGGUCUUGUAGCGGCGCGGCAGGACUCUAACUGCCCUCAGCUCAAGAAAAUCACACUUCAAAUGGGACACUACUUCCAAGCACAAGACGACUUCAUCGACUGCUUCGGUAAUCCCGAAGUCACGGGCAAAAUCGGAACUGACAUUCAAGAUAACAAGUGCAGCUGGCUUGUAGUCGAAGCAUUGAAAUAUGCGUCGCAACAGCAAAGACAACUUAUCAAAGAUAACUAUGGGCGAAAAAAUGAAGAAUGCGAGCAAAGAAUUAAAGAAUUGUACUCAGAUCUCAAUCUGGAAAAACGCUUCAGAAAUUAUGAGGAAGAAAGUUUCGGACGGAUAACCGACUCGAUCAAAAACUACAGUGGUCCUCUUGAUCCAGUCAUAUUCAGGACGAUUCUCAAGAAACUAUACAAGCGUGAAGCGUAA